Messenger RNA from Trichomonas vaginalis G3, 2700 nucleotides. RefSeq names its product spectrin binding. Lineage: Eukaryota; Parabasalia; Trichomonadida; Trichomonadidae. Gene Ontology annotation, cellular component: T-tubule. Gene Ontology annotation, biological process: protein localization to T-tubule; regulation of cardiac muscle contraction. The transcript has a single exon. The record is from RefSeq and is a predicted model, not a curated record. The coding region runs from base 1 to 2700 and encodes 899 amino acids. Gene Ontology annotation, molecular function: protein binding.
AUGUCUGAUUUGAUCUUGAAAGAAGGAAAUGCAAGGAAAGAAGGAGGCUUUAUUAAGUCCAUCAAGUCAAGGUGGUUUGUUCUAACCUAUGACUCCUUAAAUUAUUAUGAGAAAAAAGAUGGUGCGCUUAAAGGGACGAUCAAAUUCGAAGCUAAUUGUACUGUUGAUUGGGAUAAAACUUUCAAAAUCCAGCCAGCUUUGAAAUUAUUCUCUCCUUCAAAGAAAAGAACUUAUCACAUCUGCCCAGAGACUGAAAAUGAAACUGAUGAUUGGAUCUCUAUCAUUAGAACUGUGAUUUACAUCCAUAAAGGAACACUAAGUCCUGCUCUCAUACAGAACUUACCAUUAUUUUUCCAAGUUUACAUUUGGCCAACCGAAGAACUUUGGCAUCUUUCAGCUUCUAAGGUUCAGCAUGCUACAAAAACUUUCGAAGAGCUUCUACAAACCAAGAAAUUGACACCAAAGCAAGUCUUUUCAAUGAUUGGUGCCAUAGCCGCGGCAAAUACUCAUAAUGUGGUAUAUUAUGCAAAUUUGUGUCAAAAUAUAAUUAAAGGCAUGAAGUUAACAUUAGAUACAACUCAUUUCACUCGAGGCAACCGCUUAAAAGCAAUUUUAAUUCUUCGUAAUUUAAUUCAAGGCAAAAUUGUUAAGAAAUACGAAGGAAAAACCGAAGAACAGAUUUCUGAUGUUUAUGAAAAAGGUUCCCAUCUUUAUGCCUUGUUUUGGGACAAAAAAGAUGAUUUUAUUGCUUUUCCGCCUUCAGUUGACAGAGAAAUCGAAGCUAUUACCGAAAUGACAACGAUAAACUGUGCGGCCAAGUUCGGCUCUACAUCUAUUUUCAAAUUCCUUCUCGAAGAAAAUCAUGAAAUGUCAGAAGAAACGUAUAAAUACGCUUUUAGAGGCGGCUCUACUGAAGUCAUCGAUAUACUACACAAAGAAGGUGUCAAACCUCCAAACAAAUGGAAAAAUUUAGCCGCAAAUUAUCAUCUCAACGAACUGAUCGACGAAACUCCAGAUUCCGAAGACGAAGAUUACUCAUUUGAUUCUGCUCUCAAGCGAUACAAUUUUACAGCCUUUUUCGACAAAGUAUUUCGAUACAAAGAUUUUGAUUUGGUCGAUAAUGAAUCGGGAACUGCUCUUUAUACUUCUCUCAAGUAUAAUCUUCCGAUUUUCGUCCCGAUUUUUGCAGAACUCCAAUCAAAACUUGACAUCAAAUGCACAGGUAGUAAAUCUUCACUUAUGAUCGCUUGUGAGAAGAAACAAUUCGAAAUGGCACAGUUCCUUAUUGACAAGAAGUGCAAUAUCGAGUUCAAAGGACCUUCCCAAAUGACACCUUUAAUUUUAUGUGCCAAGAAAAAUAAUUUGCCAGCUGUCAAAUUUUUAUUAGAACAUAAAGCAGAAGUGAAUGCAUGUACAUCAACAAGAAUGACUGCUUUAUCAUUUGCAGCUGAUAACGGCAAUGCUGAAAUGGCACAGUUACUUAUAGAACACGGUGCGAAUGUUGAUUAUUCCGAUGACAAAGAAUAUACACCAGCAAUUUUCGCAGCGAUUAAAGGACACAUUGGAGUUCUCGAACAAUUAUUACACGCAAAGUGUAAUCUAAAGAUGGUGGAUUAUCCACAACGCGGAAGUCCUCUUAUGCAUGCAAUUAUGAAUGAACACGUUGACGCUGUAAAAUUGUUAGUUGUUUCAGGAAGUUAUUUGAACCAGUUUGACAAGAAAAAGAGAAAUGCUUUGAUCAUUGCUAUGGAUGUUGGUAACCAGGAGAUCAUUGACUUCCUUGUCCCUAAUUAUCCAAAACUUGAUGAAUUAUAUUACGCAGGAUUUCCUAUUAUUUUCUUCGCGAUCGAAAAGAAACAAUAUAAUAUCAUCAAUGUUGUUUUAAACUCUCCGAAAUUCGAUCCAACGGUUAAAAAAGAUGGUGAUACACCACUAAACGCUGCUGUCAAAGCAAAUGAUAAGAUAAGUACUGAAAUGUUGUUGCAAAGAGGUUGUUUGGUUGAUGAACCUAAUGACCAAGGACUGACACCUUUGAUGCAAGCAGCUUUAAACGGAAAUUCCGAAAUCAUUGAAUUGUUAAUUAGAUUCGGAGCGAACUGUAAUGUUUAUGAUGUAAAAGGAAAUACACCAUUGAUAUUAUGUAUCCAUCAAUUUGCGAAUAAUUCCGCAAUUAUGCUGUUGAGAUCUGGAGCGAAUUUCAAUCAGCCAAAUAUGGAAGGUUUGUAUCCAUUAAACAUCGCAGUUUUGAAGAAGAAUGUUGAUAUGGUUAAAAUACUUUUGCAAUGCGGAGCAAAUCCAAAUAGUACUGAUUAUUUGGGAAAUACUCCUUUGAUGCAUUCUGUUGCAGCUAAUUGUCCGGAAAUCACUGAGAUAUUACUCAAUGCAAACUGUGACUUCCAAUUCCAAAACAAGGCUGGUUUCGAUGCUUUGAAAUUGGCAAAACAAAUGAAUAACGUCAAAAGUGGCAAAGUUAUUGCUGAUUUCAAAUUAAAAGUGACAGGAAUGCUCGAUCCACAGUAUCAGGAAUGGAUAAACGAGGAAGAAAACAAGAAUGAACAAAUUGAAAUUGAAAAACUGAAUUCAUCAAACGGAUUGAAGAAUCUACAGUCAUCAAGAGGAUACCAGAGAAGAAGAAGAGAAGAAACAUCUUCUUCGGAAUCUCAAUCAGAAUCAGAUUCGGAAUCAUCUGACUCUGAUUAA